GAGCGGGGCUUGCCGGGUGCGCAGGGCCAGCAUUGGGUGCCGGGGCUCACGUGGUGAGCAGCAGCUGCCAUGGCCCUGCCGAGGCGCUCCCCGGGUGCCCCUGCCCCUGCAGCCGCAGCAAAGGGCAUCUCUCACGGGUUUUCUGUCUUGAAGCGGCCCCCGGUGCUUAUGCAGGGGGCUUUGGUGCUCCAACUGUGUCUCCAGCUUGAAUUUCCACUGCCAAAAGCUGCCGUGUUUUCUGCUGCCGCUGCUACCCACAGCGAGCAGGACCUGUGCCCGAGAGGAGGAGGGGAUCUCUGCAAAGUGAGGCUGGGUGGUGAAGAGCAGCAUGGAUCUGGAUGUACUGAACAUGUUUGUCAUUGCCGGUGGCACCCUGGCCAUCCCCAUCCUGGCCUUUGUGGCAUCCUUCCUCCUCUGGCCCUCAGCACUCAUCCGCAUCUACUACUGGUACUGGCGCCGAGCCUUGGGUAUGCAGGUCAGAUACGCGAACUACGAUGACUAUCAGUUCUGUUAUUCCUAUCGAGGGAGGCCUGGGUACCGCCCGUCCGUCCUGAUGUUACACGGGUUCUCAGCCCACAAAGACAUGUGGCUGGCUAUAGUCAAGUUCCUGCCAAAGAACCUGCACUUGGUGUGUGUUGACAUGCCUGGGCAUGAGGGUACAACCCGCUCAGCCUUGGAUGAUUACUCCAUUAAUGGGCAGGCUAAGAGGAUACAUCAGUUUGUGGAGUGCAUCAAGCUGAACAGAAGGCCCUUUCAUCUGGUUGGCACUUCCAUGGGGGGAAAUGUUGCUGGCGUCUAUGCUGCUCAGUACCCAGAAGACAUUUGUAGCCUGACCCUUAUCUGUCCUGCAGGCCUGCCGAGUACCACUGACAGCAAGUUUAUUAAGCAGCUCCGGGAGCUGCAAGAGUCUGAAGGCAUUGACAAGAUCCCCUUAAUUCCCUCCACGCCUGAAGAGAUGGCAGAUAUGCUGAAGCUUUGCUCCUAUGUUCGCUUCAAGGUGCCACAGCAGAUCCUCCAGGGUCUGGUCGAUGUUCGCAUCCCACACAAUGAUUUUUACCGGAAAUUGUUUUUAGAAAUUGUGGAUGAAAAGUCCAGGCACUCUCUGCAUGAGAACAUGAGCAAGAUCAAAGCACCGACACAGGUCAUCUGGGGAAAGCAGGACCAGGUCCUGGAUGUCUCUGGUGCCAGUGUUUUAGCAAGCGCUAUCCCAGACUGCCACGUGUACAUCCUGGAGAACUGUGGGCACUCCGUGGUGGUGGAGCGGCCUCGCAAGACAGCCAAUCUCAUCCUAGAGUUCUUUGCACUGCUUCACAGCAUGGACAACAACAAGAAGCAGGCGUGAGUGUAGCGAGGAGCUGAGCACCCACGCCAAGUCUUUUCAAUUGUAAAGUACUGCAGCUUUGAUACGUUCUCAGGGAUCUUGUAUGAAUCGGGGUGAAUGUGCCAAAGUCCCUGAGGAAGGCAGAAUCACUGAUACCUAAACCUAUAGCACCACUGGCACAGCGACCUAGGGGUCAUUGAGCAACCUCCAUAGAUAGAGGAAUGGAAGCAGAAUCUCUCCCUUUUCUACUUAGAGAUAAAGUGCAAACGAGCUGAAAUCACCCAGCGCUAGCCAUGCCGUGCCCUGAAGCUCCUUAUGCAGCCGCCCAUCGUACCCGAGUUACCGGCAUGUAAUUGUUAAUGACAUUUACCUAAGCUAUAUAAGAGGUGUAGGAAGGAGGAAGAAUCCUGGACUGACUUAGAAUAUUUCUACUACUUAGAGUCCACCGCGUUGCAUGCUGCCGUGCUGUAAGAGACCCCCAGUGCUCCAGGUGUCUGCUCCAGUGCUCUUUGUGUAGCUCCUUAACUCGUGAUGUAUGCAGAAAACUGCGGAAAUCUUCAUGCGUGGAAGUCAAUGACUGUGCGUGCAAAAAUGUUUACACUUUGAGUGGGUUGUUUUAAUCCCCAAACAGCUCCUGUGUAUGUGUAUUGCCUUAAUGUUGCCCAGGGCAGGCAGGGCAUGUGUGGCACAGCCCGCCUUGCCUGGGGGAUGGCUCCCCCUGAGGUUGAACGUAGCAAGUGAGAACUGCGGGUGCAGACAGCAGCGUCGACAUUGUUCUGUCAUCCAGAGGGAAGGAAACUGCCCAGAGAGAUCCAGAGGGACGGAAACUGCCCGGAGAGAUUCGGUUCCUGAGCCCAAGUCAGCAAUAAGCCUGUGGGCAGGGUCGGAGUCAGCAAACUCGGGUGAACUCUUCUACCACGUACACUGCUGAACACACUGAUGGAGAUGAUACUGAAUUCUGUGAAUUCUGCAAACGCCGACACCACUGAAACCAGGCAUGAAGUGGGGAGCAGGCUGUGUAUGUUACCAGGGCGGGGGGCCAGGGCUCCUGGGCUGGCUGGGCAGUCAGGAAGGGGACAGCUCACCCGCAAGGUGCUGGGCGGUGGCAUGGAAAGGUACAGUGUGCUUGUGUGUGCUCUCAAUGGUUGUAACUCCCGACCAAAUGAAAUUAUCGCUGGAAACAGGCAAUGCAGAUGAGCUACGCUUUGCAGCCUGCAGGGCGAUGGAUGGGGAUGGGUCCUGCACCUCCCCAGAUGCAGGCCCCUGCCACAGGUCCCAGGGGCAGAGAGCUGGUCCUGUCUCUACAGGACCGUGGCUGCUGGAGGGCAAGGUGAUAUGUAGUCCCCUCGGAGGCAGAGCAGCAGGCAGCUGUCACCCCUUGGUCACCCCCAGCUCUCCUCAGGGGCUCACGCCAGGUGCUGCUAGGGCCCACCCGCAGACUGGGUGUGCACGCUCGCGGUGCUGCCAACUGUCUUCUCGCCAUCUCUUUGAGGAACCCCAAUCUGUACAGCUAUCUGAAACUUCCCAUCAGCUUCUCUGCUCUUUUUAAGAGAAGAAACAUUGUUCUUUUAGAAAAUUAGAACUUCGCUGUUAAUUGCUCUGUUAUUGUUUCUACUACAGGAGUUGAUUUAAGAAGGAAAAAAAAGAGGUGAUAGUUUUAUGUGGUCAAAGCCAGAAUUUCUUGUUGGGUAUCUGUAUGGUUCCUCAUAUGCCACUGAUUGCUGUACACAACGGAUUUAUAUGGCUAUUAAAAGAUAGUGAUUUAAGGA
This is a messenger RNA of Pogoniulus pusillus (Red-fronted tinkerbird), 3090 nucleotides long. RefSeq names its product abhydrolase domain containing 6, acylglycerol lipase (gene ABHD6). Gene Ontology annotation, biological process: acylglycerol catabolic process. The transcript is spliced from 10 exons. The record is from RefSeq and is a predicted model, not a curated record. Lineage: Eukaryota; Metazoa; Chordata; Aves; Piciformes; Lybiidae. Gene Ontology annotation, molecular function: monoacylglycerol lipase activity. Gene Ontology annotation, cellular component: mitochondrion. The coding region runs from base 329 to 1342 and encodes 337 amino acids.